CAUGGGUCCCAUGUUUCAGGCGGCAGUCCAAUGAACUUCCGCGUCGACCACAAUCCGAUGGGCUAUGCCCCUCGAUUUCCGAAUUCUGACAAAACAGACAAUCCAAAGCGCUUUCUAUUAAAGGAAAAACAAUUGAAAUUAAAAAAAAAAACUUCCUUUUGAAUCUAAUCCUUCCCGCGUAAAGUCACCGUUCAAUCGUUUCCGAUCUCCAUGUGGAUCUCCCCGUCGAAGGCGAUGAACGGAGAGAGAGCCGUGGUUCUCGUCUUCGUCUUCCGUAUUCUCUCCUCUCUCCCCUUCUCCCUCCUCCCCCACGCCCUCUCCCUCUCCCUCCUCUCCCUAUUCUCUCUCUUCGUCGAGAUCCGCGCUGACGACUCCCUCUUCCUCUUCAAAACCAGUAGGCCAGGUGCUUCAUCAGGAAUAAUGUUAGGAGCAAUUACGUUGCCAACUGUAAUGCUUUCGAAGUUGAUUCAGCUCUCAAGAGCUUUCUCUUUGCAACGAAUUGAGCUUGAUGAGCUUGAACAUAUGACAAUGCAAUUUUGGGCCACAUCAGCUUGUUGUUGCGGUGUGCUCAUAUUCCUCUCUAUAGUUAUGUGGUGUGCCGCCAACAAUAAGAAUCCCCAUUUCUCCUGUAGUGUUUGGGAUGCAAAGUUUAGCUUAAGCUGUGUCAUCUUAUAUUCCGUUGUUUGCUGUAUAUCGCUUGCUACAAUAUCUCAUACUGGCUUUAACACAGCUUUAAAGUUACUGUGGUUGCUAUGUCAUGGAUUUGCUGCAGUGAAAUUAAUUCAACAUCUUCUCAAUACGUUCCCAUGUUGUGCUUCAAUCGGGGAAGCACUUUUGGUGACUUCAGGUCUUGUACUCUAUUUUGGUGACAUGUUGGCAUGUACCAUUUCAAAGGUUAGGGCUGCUUUAUCACAUCCAAUACAGGCUGUCGUGACUGCAAAAUCCAGCAGAAUUAGCAUUUCAAUGUUAACGACAUUGUUUGAACAGGUCUGUAGACUCUUGAUUUCACCGGAGUUGGUAUCCAUACGAUAUGGAAUUAAAAGAAGUGAGAUAGGUAUUAUUAUUCAGGGCGUGCUGCUUGGACUUCUUAUUUUUUCAGCAGUUUUUAAAUUUGUUAUCUGCUUAUGGGAAUACUUCUGGGGAGCUGACAAGUCUGAAUCAAGACAAAACAAAGAAAUCGGGAGAUCUCUCAUAUUCUUUACUUCUCUUGGAUUUAUCAUGAUUGCGGUUGCCCCAUCUUGGAUGAUGAUCGUCCUAGAUUUUGAUGUACAUCCUCUGUUAUGGAUAUUCCUGUUUGUUUUUUCGGAACCAUUGAAAAGACUGUCAUUAUGUAUCUACUGGUUGGGUUUGAUAUUUGCUUCUGUAUUGCGGUUUUACAAUAUUUCUAAGAACAGUAAGAUUGAGAGGAUUCUUCUUCGAAAAUACUACCAUCUGCUGGCUGUUUUAAUGUUUCUGCCUGCUCUUAUUUACCAGCCAAAAUUUCUUGAUCUAGCAUUUGGUGCAGCUUUGGCAGUUUUCUUAGUAUUAGAAAUUAUUCGAGUUUGGAGAAUUUGGCCUUUAGGGAAACUUGUGCAUCAAUUUAUGAGUGCCUUUACAGAUCAUCGUGACUCGGAUCUUCUUAUUGUCAGCCACUUUUCACUCUUAUUGGGAUGUGCACUUCCUAUCUGGAUGUCCUCCGGGUUCAAUGAUCGGCCUCUUACCCCUUUUGCUGGAAUUUUAAGCCUUGGAAUUGGAGAUACGAUGGCAUCAAUGGUUGGCCACAAGUAUGGUGUCCUUAGGUGGAGCAAAACUGGCAAGAAAACUAUUGAAGGCACUGCAGCUGGUAUAACAUCUGUCCUUGCUGCUUGCUCUGUCCUGCUUCCACUUUUGGCAUCCACCGGAUAUAUUCUAACUCAGCACUGGUUCCCUCUUCUCAUAGCCGUAACCACAAGUGGUUUAUUGGAGGCCUACACAGCGCAACUUGAUAAUGCUUUUAUACCACUUGUCUUCUAUAGCCUUCUCUGUUUGUAAAUGCACAUUUCAACCUUCCAAAAAGGUAAGUAUACACGGAUAGUUAUAAACAAAUCCUUCUACAUGUGCUUCCAUUUAGCAUCUUGUUUCUUGAUAGAUGUUUCUAACCACCCUCAUGGAAUCCAAAGAGCCUGUUGUAUGCCAUACCAUUUGUAGUUUCAGAAUAAUCUAGAAUUUGGUGUAGGAUGAGCUUAGUCUUUAUAUUUUAUUAGGUGUUUUGAGCCAUCAGAAAGAGAUGAGUAGCAACAUGAAAAGAUUGGUUUGUAGAGAGUAAGGAUUGUUUUAUGUAGUUUAUUACAUCAUAAAUUGUCGCUGUAAUCAUUUGAAAAUUUCUUUCUAACAUUAAUCCUAGUAAUUCAUCGUUGGAUAACUUUGUUGGCAUCGACCAUUAUUGAAAAUUCUAGAAAGAGUGAUACUGCAAUUUCAUUCAUAACAUUUUUCAAGUUUCAUUUUCGUUAUUUCAUUUAUUAAAUGACUUUGAACCAACUUAUGUGUUUGUCUCCUGCCUUAUCAACCUUAAAGUACUCUUCUUUGGAUAAAUGAUGAAUUUGUUUCUAAUUAAAAGUAUACUUUAUACAAAUGAAUAAUGCCGGUCAACAUAACAACUAAGAGGACCCCACUUUCCCUUUUGGGGUAGGGGGGUUGAAAAAACUAUAGAAAAGUAAAUCCCAACAAAUUUGGUAUGGCACCCAAUGGUUGUUUGCAUGCCGCUUAUACAACAUGUUGGCUCUCUGUGGACCUAUUGCAGUAAUGUUCUUUGUUUCUCAUCGAUCAGAGAGAUGGGGUUUCAUUUCAUGUCGCCUCUACAAAUAUCUGACGAAUGAUGACAGCCUAGACCUGACCUGAAUCCCCCACCCUACUCAUCCAUCAAAUGUUUCUUUCAUGAAUGUUUUAAACUUUUUUCAUUUCCCCAACACAUCAAUAGUUAGAAGAGAUUUCAGUUUAAAAGAUUUAGAGUCCAAUUUUGACAGUUAAGUGAUAAAGGGUUUAUGAGUACUAGAAGGUUAAGCUUUUAAACUUGCAUUUUGAGUUUUGGAAUCCGGUAAAAAGUAAUAAAGUGGGUAAACAUCUGUGAAAUGGAUAGAUUGCUAUCGUUUGAGAUUGCUAAUAUAAACCGAUUACUAUAUCAAAUAAGAUGAGUUAUUAGAUUAAUGGGAACAAAUUAAAGGCGGUUGACUGACAAAAACAGCAACUAUAUUUGAAACAUAGGCGUGACUAGACAGAAGUUGUAAGGACCAAAGCCAUUGAAGGAAAAACAAUGUUUCAUGGUGAGUGGAAACUUGAAAGGCUCGAUUGAAAUCACCCACAUGUGCUGCUCUCCCCCAUUGGCUUCUAACUCUGUCCGUCCAACCCGUGUUCUUGUUUCUUUCUUUCUGGCUCUCAAACUUGUGCUCUAUAUACAUAAACCAAAGUCAUUAACAAUUUAACAUUCUAAAGUUAAGGUACGGAAUAAAUGGCUAAGCUCAAAACUGUUGCUGAGAAUUAAGCUAUGAGAAAUCGAAUUCAAACUUGUAUGGUCAAUCCACCAAUGUACCUGAAGACGUUAAGGGAGAGCACUUUGCCUUUAUUGCUAUAUAUUUGUAAAGAUGACCAGAAAAAAUUCAUUGUUCCAUUGAAUUAUCUGAACCACCCCACGUUUUUGAGGCUGUUGGAGCAAGCUUCUGGAGAGUAAAGAGUGCAGCCAAGGGAGCUUGAGAGGCUAUUGACUUAAGGGUAAGUUGCUCUGCUGUAAUCGAAGUGAGCUUGGAUUGAAACUUGAAAGUGAAACUCGUGAUGAGCUCGGUACAAUCAUUACAAAAGCUGAUUUCUUUCUAUUCCAAUUAUAGUUGCAGUACUUAAAAAGAAUGGACCAUUGCUCCCGAUAUGUUGCCAAUUUCUUAACAAGAUUAAUCGUACUUUAUACUUUGUAUCCAUACCCUGCCUGCCUUAUCAUUAUCCUUGAUGUGAAAAUAUGUUUUGUUUCAUUUUUCGGGGGUAUUCUUAACAUUAAUGGUGUAAUUAAAAACUCAACCGUUUUUUUCUUGGUAUUCUUAAGAAGUUGAAGUUUCAUUCAUGGCCUAAUUUAUCGUCAUUUCCAAGUUUUCUAACACGGAAACUCUUCAUGAAGUUGUAUAUUUCUCCUUUGGGUUCCGUUUUAACUCCCGAUUUCAUGUUAUCUUAACCAAUUCAGGGAAAGGUACUGCAGUUGUCCAAGCUGGGCAUAAUAUUUUCAUAAAAAUUAUUUCUUUCUAUUUCCAAUUACACAUAAAGUUGAUUUGGUAAUUCAACUAGUCAAGUGUUUGACUGCAGUUACCAGCAUAUUGUGAAGCAGGAAAAAAAGACAGGAAUCGGUUGAACCAGGAGUUGUUGUUUUGUGGUUUUGAAUAGGUCAAGACAAGGUAAAUGUUGUUUUGAGCUCAUCAAGCUGGCUUAUCCAUUCCCGGUAAAUGUUGUAGAGCCUCUUUGAUCACUCAUGUUUAUGAGCAAAAUUUCUUAUUUAACAGCACUUCACACUUCACACCUUUGAAACAAGUAGAAAGGACCAAACCAGUGACUAGGACCCCAAUUAAUAUUUAGUUGGUAGUCACACAGUACUGUGAAUACCCGGCAUCUCAAUCUUGGAAAAUCCAUUUGUUUGCUAACUAUUGAGUAUAUUGUUGCCUCUCCUGUAGGCCAAUAUGAAUAGUGGUUAUAUAAAUAUUGCUGUUGAGUGUUGAAUAGACUAGAAGCUAGCAGAUAAUGUUUGCUCACAGAAAUAUCUAGAACAGCAGGAAAGUUUGAUAUUGAAUCCUCGAUGGAGUCCGCCUCCCAUGUUAAAUAUGAAUAUGGUGAUGAUAUAUCAACUUUUGCACUUUUUCCUUCCAGCUCAUCUUUGUGUGGGAUCCCACCAAAAAAACUUUCAAUCCAAUCUGAAGAGACUAUAGAUGU
Messenger RNA from Durio zibethinus, 4917 nucleotides. The record is from RefSeq and is a predicted model, not a curated record. NCBI's taxonomy places the organism in Eukaryota, Viridiplantae, Streptophyta, Magnoliopsida, Malvales, Malvaceae.